Messenger RNA from Bufo gargarizans (Asiatic toad), 2153 nucleotides. It is a transcript of the gene TEX261, whose product is annotated as testis expressed 261. Gene Ontology annotation, biological process: endoplasmic reticulum to Golgi vesicle-mediated transport. Gene Ontology annotation, molecular function: COPII receptor activity. The transcript is spliced from 6 exons. Lineage: Eukaryota; Metazoa; Chordata; Amphibia; Anura; Bufonidae. The coding region runs from base 1010 to 1600 and encodes 196 amino acids. The record is from RefSeq and is a predicted model, not a curated record. Gene Ontology annotation, cellular component: COPII-coated ER to Golgi transport vesicle; endoplasmic reticulum membrane; Golgi membrane.
UAUGGUUCCUGGAGGAGUCUCCAGUGUCUGGCUGUACUGCUGGUGGGAGAGUCAACCGGAGGGAAAGUGGAACGGGUCGGGCGGGGUUCCCGGAGGGGGGACUACACGAGAUAGGGGGCGCUGGUCGCGGCGCAUGGGAAAUUUAGGGUUCAGGGCUGAUACAGGGUGGCAUAAGGGCGCUGGAGACUGGGGCGCAGAGAUUAGCAGAGCAGUCAGGGGGCAGGGAUAGGCUGUGGCAGAGCUUACAUUACAUCAGUGAUACAUUGUUGCAGAGCUUGCAUUGCUGUGCAGAUCAGUGAUACGUUGUUGCAUUGCUGUGCAGAUCAGUGAUACGUUGUUGCAGAGCUUGCAUUGCAGAUCAGUGAUACGUUGUUGCAGAGCUUGCAUUGCAGAUCAGCGAUACAUUGUUGCAGAGCUUGCAUUGCUGUGCAGAUCAGUGAUACGUUGUUGCAGAGCUUGCAUUGCUGUGCAGAUCAGUGAUACGUUGUUGCAGAGCUUGCAUUGCAGAUCAGCGAUACAUUGUUGCAGAGCUUGCAUUGCUGUGCAGAUCAGUGAUACGUUGUUGCAGAGCUUGCAUUGCAGAUCAGUGAUACGUUGUUGCAGAGCUUGCAUUGCUGUGCAGAUCAGUGAUACGUUGUUGCAGAGCUUGCAUUGCAGAUCAGCGAUACAUUGUUGCAGAGCUUGCAUUGCUGUGCAGAUCAGUGAUACGUUGUUGCAUUGCUGUGCAGAUCAGUGAUACGUUGUUGCAGAGCUUGCAUUGCAUUGCAGAUCAGUGAUACGUUGUUGCAGAGCUUGCAUUGCAGAUCAGUGAUACAUUGUUGCAGAGCUUGCAUUGCUGUGCAGAUUAGUGAUACGUUGUUGCCGACCCUGCAUAGUUGGGUAUCCCACCUCUAGUUUAGGGGUUUGGAGGGGGUGCAGAGCCUCCCUUAGAGAGCAGAUUGGGGACAGCGACACCCCCCCCCCCCCCCCCCCAUCACCAGGCAGCGCAGGAUCGGCGGUCCCCGGGACGAUGUGGUUCAUCUACGCGCUCAGCUGGCUGUCCCUGCUCAUCCAGGUGGCCUUUGUCACUCUGGCCAUAGCUGCGGGCCUGUACUACCUGGCAGAGCUGAUAGAAGAGUACACGGUGGCCACCAGCAGGAUCAUAAAGUACAUGAUCUGGUUCUCCACGGCAGUGCUCAUCGGCCUCUACUUGUUUGAGAAGUUCCCCCUCGUUAUGAUCGGCGUGGGGCUCUUCACCAACGUCGUGUACUUUGGGCUGUUGCAGACGUUCCCUUUUAUUAUGCUGACAUCUCCGAACUUCAUCCUCUCCUGUGCUCUGGUGGUGCUCAAUCAUUACUUGGCUUUCCAGUACUUUGCAGAAGAAUACUACCCGUUCUCAGAGGUGCUCGCUUACUUCACCUUCUGCCUCUGGCUCGUUCCCUUCGCUUUCUUUGUGUCCUUGUCCGCUGGGGAGAACGUGCUGCCAUCCACAGUACAGCACGGAGAUGACGUGGUGUCCAACUACUUCACAAAGGGCAAGAGAGGAAAGCGCUCCGGAAUCCUCGUCAUCUUCUCCUUCAUUAAGGAGGCCAUCCUUCCCAGCCGACAGAAGAUGUACUGAGCUCAGGGUCGUGCCGCCAUGCUGAAUCACACGACGGAGACUGCGGACGGAGCAUUGUCUGUGGAUCUGAGCGGCGGGAUUGGGCGGAUAUAGGGCAUCAGACGGAGGCAGCCUGGCAUCUGCAGACGCUCAGCAGCUUUCUCUUGUUAGACCUGAACCCGGUGGAUGAACUUAUUAGAGACACUAUUACAAGGAGGACAACCAACACUUGUACGGAGGAAGACCUUCUAGAUGAUUUUUUGAAUACAUUAGUGCCAACAGGUGCCCCUCCCCCCAUUUUGAUGGUUUUAGCUCCACCCAUAUAUAUGUUUUCAGCAUGGUGUCUGACAGGACUGGCCAAUAUUGUGAAUUUUCUGCACUUUUACCAGUGCGGUUCCUGUGAAAUAAAAUCACUAUUUCUUACUAGUAAUGUUUUCCAUCGACCGUGGGGCAGGUACCCAAAGCGAGACAACCCACUAACGGGUUCUGGAUUAUCGGAGGGCCAUACGGUAUGGAAAACACCGAAGGGGAGAGCCGUGGCCCCCCAAAAAUAAAACUUUCAUAUUAUCUACUG